Cloeon dipterum is the source of this 1052-nucleotide messenger RNA. Its product is annotated as protein FAM177A1-like. The coding region runs from base 154 to 666 and encodes 170 amino acids. Lineage: Eukaryota; Metazoa; Arthropoda; Insecta; Ephemeroptera; Baetidae. The transcript is spliced from 4 exons. The record is from RefSeq and is a predicted model, not a curated record.
UGGCAACUGUAGAAUAAACGCGCACAAAAUAAUUCUUGUGUUCUGCCUCUCCUGGCCUGUGACUCACCUUUUUCAGCUGAAGAGAGACUAUCAUAGUUAGCAAAGAGUGAGUGGACGAGAAGAACAAGCAACGUAAGCGAAAGCGAAACCCAAAUGAAGAAACUGGAAGAUCCGAUUGUGGCCCACCAGGCCAUUGAACCCACUGUAGUAAGUGCCCUGCUUGGCGACACGACAGCCGAAUGUGCUGCUGAGGGAUUGAGUGGAGCAGCUUACAAAAUCAGCAAGCCGCACAGAAUAAUUCACUGCAGUGAUGGGAUUGUUGAGGAAUUCAGCGAUGAUGAGGAGUUUGAAGUAGAUGCUGCACCAAAGACAACACCCAUUGACCCAUCCACUUUGACCUGGGGUCCCUGGCUGCUUUACCAGACUCAGUCGGCUGGAGGACAGGUCCUCAAGGCUUGCGACUAUCUCGGAGAGGGUCUGGCAAACUUCUUUGGAAUCACUCGCCCAAAAUACGAAUAUGAGAUUGAGGAGUACAAGAGAACCAUGAAAGAGGAGGAAGAGAGGCAAAAGAAGGAAGAUCUGGAGAUGGGCGGCUGGAAGGCAAAUGCUGAGCAGGAUGAGCCAACAACCAAAGAGCCAGUUGAGGAGUCGAAACCCAAGUACUGAUCUGACAAUUAAUUCUACUCGCAUAACUGUGACAACAUGCCUUUUCACACCACGCAUUUACCAAGAAACGUACACUGUGUGAGUGACGCUGCCGAUGAUAUUGAAACAAACAACCAUACAUACUAUUCUAAAUGUCAAAAAUAUUUUGAAUAUUCGUUUACAGACAGAUGGGGUAGUACUGUACGCAUCUUUUAUGCUCUAGAAUAAGCUCUUAUAACUCAUUUUAAUUUAUUAAUAUAUGGAUCUCUUUUUCAUAUUUUACGAAUGUAGUGUCCAUGCAGGCAGAGGCUAAUUGUACUAAACGCCAUUUUUACUGCAGAGGCUAUAUUACUGCGUAAGAAUAAACCAAAACUAUGCACUGCUACGUCAAGCAUUGGUAAAAUAAA